AUGCCGCUCAUGGUCGUCACAAACACCAUUGGCGCUGUCGAUAAAAUUAUUGUCUCCAACGCCGCCCUAUAUGGAAUUAUUGAGGAUACCCACCUCGUCGGACAACAGUACAACUGGGUGGUUUCAAUCUUUUACCUCGGAUGGCUCGUCGCCGAGUAUGCCGCCAACGCCAUACUCCAAAAGUUCCCUGUCGGCAAGACUAACGCGGCCGGUCUCCUUGUGCUCAGAUUUCUCCUGGGAGUCUUGGAGGCUCCUUCUUACCCGGGCUUCACCAUCAUCAAUACCAUGUGGUACAAGAAGGCUGAGCAGCCUCUUCGAAUGAUCGUAGCACUUGCGGGCUUCGCGAGUGUAAUGCUCCCUCUUCUCUAUGCUAGGCCAUCCCUAACGACUAUCGCCCCUUGGAAGCUCCUAUUCUUGGUUAUGGGAGUAUUCCAGCUUCUCUGGGGUCUGGUGCUCUACAUAUGGCUACCAGAUUCUCCACUGAAGGACAAUUUCCUAGCUGGAAAGGACAAGUACAUUGGUCUCGACACAGUCCGAGAAAACAUGAUUGGAAUAGAAAACAAGAAACUAAAGUGGUAUCAAGUCCGCAAAGCCUUUACCGAUUACAAGACCUACCUGCUCGUCCUCUUUGUCCUCAGUAUCCAUGUACCAACGGGCGGCUUCGUCGCCUUUGGGGCACAAAUCGUGUCUGAUCUUGGCUUCAGCACGCUCGAGACCAUGCUCCUCAGCAUACCAACAGGCGCGACGCUGACCUUGUCGAGUUUCAUGGUGGCAGUUCCCCAGCUGUGGUUCAAGAACAAGAGAUAUCUGCCUAGCGAGAACAAGGUCGGCCGACUGCUGGCGUACUACUUCUUUUACUUCUUCUGGGGCCCAUACGCGACUGCCAUCUCCCUCAAGGGCAACGUAUCCGGGCACACCAAAAAGCUGGCAGUCAAUGCCGGCAUUUUCGCUGCAUACUGCGCUGCAAAUAUGAUAGGCCUCUAA
This is a messenger RNA of Fusarium keratoplasticum, 984 nucleotides long. RefSeq lists its product as uncharacterized. The record is from RefSeq and is a predicted model, not a curated record. The transcript is spliced from 8 exons. Lineage: Eukaryota; Fungi; Ascomycota; Sordariomycetes; Hypocreales; Nectriaceae. Bases 1 to 984 code for a protein of 327 amino acids. Gene Ontology annotation, biological process: transmembrane transport. Gene Ontology annotation, cellular component: membrane. Gene Ontology annotation, molecular function: transmembrane transporter activity.